Molecule: messenger RNA, 8406 nt
Organism: Nomia melanderi (Alkali bee)
Lineage: Eukaryota; Metazoa; Arthropoda; Insecta; Hymenoptera; Halictidae
Biological process (GO): nucleoside metabolic process
Molecular function (GO): catalytic activity
Source: RefSeq, a predicted model, not a curated record
ACGAAUUAUUCGACUCUCGAAAACAGAGAUGACGUAACUGGAACACACACACGUCAUUCUCAAAUAUAAAUGUGGCGUUGGGCGGUGCCAUGUGUCACCAAUACGAUCGAUAAUUGUUCUCUUGAUAAGUAGCGGUUAAGUCGAUCAGAUACACUUACCCAUGCUCAUCGUUAAUGAAUAUUUAUUUAUUUUAUUAUGCUCGUUACAUUUCAAGCAUUGUUUUGUUCUGAGUACAUGAGAAAAUGUUGAUCGAAUAGAAGAAAGAGGUUAGGACAGCGCUCUCAUUUUGACAGGCGCAAGUUGCGGACUGUGGUGGGACAAUAAAGAAGUCGGUUAAGAAGCCGUGCACCAGUCUGUGUUUAUUCAUCGUUGAAUCAGCUCAAGCUUCCGUUUUAUCGCUACUUCAGUAUUUUUUUUCCAUUGGAAUACGUUAUUUUACAUAGAUACAAGAUACGGGAAGAUUAACUUUCAAAAUGGGUGAUGGCAAAAUAGAAAUUGUUGUUAUGACUCCAAAAUGUAAGACUGCAAAUUCAACAACAAUUAUAAUAGAGAGGCAAGCUGUAGAACAAUUGAUGGAAAAUGGAAAUGAGAAGAAUGUUCAUGUUGCUGGAGGAGAUCAUAAAGGAAUAAUUAUUAACAAACAAGCUGCUGCUGUUACAAAUGGUGAAAUACAUCCAGCACAUCUUUGUUUACAAUUUAGAGUAUUUUUAGUGAGUGGUCAAACUGGGAAACAUACUCAAGAAUCCAGAACUCUCCAAUUUUGGUUUAUAGAUACACUUUUAGAAACUGAACAUCCAAGUGUAGCACAAGAAUUUUUCAGGGAGUUAGUCAGUCCUCAAGAAUUUCCACGAGAUUAUGUUGGAUUUAUUACAAAAAUAAUGAAGUUGAUGUAUCGCAAAUAUCCUAGCAUCAAAAAGAUAGAAGUAGAAUUGAAGCAGUUAGAAGAACCAGUCAAUCUUCCAGCCAGGCCGUUAUCUACGGAUGAAACAGUCAUGGGUCAAGUGAUCGAACUGACGUUGGAAAAGGUGUUAGAGUUAAUUGAAUCUGCUUAUCCAAAUCCAGUGACGGUUAUUGACUUAGCAAAAGAACAUGGUUGGGAUCCCCCUGCCGUUGAAGCAAAACUAAAAGAAUUACAAACAAAAGGUGUUGUUAAAGCAAUGGAGCAUGGAGCUUAUACAAGAGUAGUACAUCAAGAUACACAGAUUCAAGUUGUAAAACAAAUGCCAACAAUGGCGAGUGCAAAACAACCCACUAUAGCAAUUAUUACAGCACAGUAUUGCGAAAAACUGGCGGUUGAUUCAAUGAUUGAAAACAAGGAAACAUUUGUUCGUUACACUACUGUUGGUACGGCAAGCUCAGCAGAUGUAACAGAUGGAGUACUUCGCGUGACAUGCCGUUUUGGGGAGUCAAAUGUUUAUACAUUAGGCAACAUUGGUGCGCACAGAAUUGUAUGCACGAAAUUGCCUACUGUAGGCCAUACCAGAGAAGCAAUGACUGCAGCAGGAAACACAACUACCAGAUUAUUGGGUACAUUCCAAAAAGUAGAUUUUGUUUUCCUAAUUGGAAUUGGUGGAGGUGUACCUCAUUACACAGAUUAUAAUAAACAUGUGAGACUUGGGGAUGUUGUUAUUUCACAUCCUACUCCUCUUAAUAAAAAAUAUAUUUAUGUGUAUUGUGAAAGUGCAAAAAUGAACGAGAAUGCUAAUUACCAUUUUGAAACUAAAGAAUAUUGUCCACCAAAUUUAUGUCUUCAAGAAAUAGCUGCUAACCUCAAGGAACAGUCUGAAAAUGAAACAACUCCACCAUGGCAAACGUACCUAAAAGAAGGUUUAGAUAUUCUAAGCAAUCAAACAGAACAUGAUUUUAAAGCACCACCUCCAGAAUCUGAUAAAUUGUACAUGGCUAUUGGCGAAAGGGAUGUAAUUGAAGUGGCACAUCCCACUCCACUUUCAGACGCAACAAAUAAAAGAACGGAUGGUUGCUCCAGAAUUCACUUAGCACCAAUAGCAUCCGGCAGACAUAUUGCUCGUGACGAUCAACUCAGGCAGAAAUUUGCAGCUCGCUUUGGAGCACUCGCCUUCGACGCAGAAAUGGAUGCUGUGGUGGAAAGUAUUUUAGGUAACUGUCGCGAGAGUUUCACCGUUAUUCGAGGUAUUUCUGACUACAAAGAUGGGUCACGUAUAAAAGAAUGGCAGCCGUAUGCAUCUUUGGCUGCUGCCAGCGUAAUGAAAUCUAUAAUUUGCGCCAUGGAUCCACCAACUAAUGUCUAAGAUCAUGCAUAAUGUUCUCACAGUUUGCAUUUGUAAGGUGGACCAAUUGUUUCAAUUAGUAAAAAAUGGCCGUAGUUUAAAUGGUGCACAAGUUGCACAUUAAUCCUUAAUAAACAUUAUAAUUAUUCAUUAAUUUAUAUUUCAAGUUGCAACUUUAUGUAACGUGAAUCGGUCAUUUAUUCUACGAUCAACAAGAAAGUGAGAUCGUCCUAAAAAGAUAUCAUAGUCAGAAAGUAUCUUGCACAAGUUGCAUUUUAAUUAGGAAAGUGAUAGCUAACACAAGGAACUCUCUUAGGAAUAGAAAUACAAAAUGAAUUCGAAAUACUUACGCUUUCAAAUGAUUUAUAUAUCGCUCAACAAUUUCAUAUUUGACUGAUAAAAGUAAUUAUUCUUUUGUCUUACACAGAGGUCAUCUUUUACAUUUCGCAUUUAUAUAUGUAUUAACAAUUUUGAAGUUAAUGAUCUAGCAUUUUUGUCGACUUACGAACACAUUUUUACAGAUUUAUUCAUAUACACUUUAUAUAUUUAAGGACGCGUCUAUUAUUACUUUAUAUCAUUUAAACAGAACAAUAAUCUAAGAGAGAAAUCGGUUUAGUGAUCCUAAGACUGGUGCCAUUUUUAUUCUGUGCCGCACAUGUAGAUUUCAUAAAAAUCUCUUUUACAUAGAGUAAAAAUUACAUAAAAAUAAAAACUUAUAAUAUUUUCAAAUAGUUUAUAGCUUAAGUGUUAUAAUAAUGAGGCUCUCGAAUAUAUCAAAUCUUAUCGGACAGGAUCCGAAGUAUAGUAGGGAUGAGAAACUAUUGAAAGCUUUAAAUGAAGCCUCGAAAUAGUCAACGAGACAAUUUAAGUCCAGAGUAUGAUACCUGAAAUUGAAGGCAGAUAGUACAUUUGUCAGUAUUCGUCUAAACAUGAUGAAAAGUUCGUUACAAUAUUAUCUUAAAUAUUACACGUUUCUCAGAGUAUAUCGUCGUUUAAAAACAGAUAUAUGCACUAUACCCAUGCACCAAAUGCAUUUGGACUUAAAGAAAAAGAAACAUAAGUGAAACGGUGUUUUGUAAGUCUCAUUUCGAAAUCUUACAAAUUUAUUUUAGUUUUUUCCGAUUUUAAAGUAAUGAAAAUAGAGUAACAAAAAUCAAAUGCAAUUUUACGAAAUACGUAUUAUUAUACGUAUUAUAAAUCUAACUCAUCACUCUCUAAGUAGUAUUGUAUUUCGUCUCAUUUUACCAAAAAUAUCUUGUUCGUCUAGCGAUAAACGAUUAAAAUUAUUAAAUAUUUAACGAAAAAUAACCAUGUUGCAUUAAUGACUGAGCUAUUAGUAAGUACGUCAAUCAAACAUGUUAAAAUAUGUAUCAUUUCGUAUCACAAGAAAAAUUUUUGUCCUUUUUGGUAAAAUGUGAUGGAGUUUACUAUUAAAGCAAAUAGUGUAAAACAUCAAAAUAAUUUCGAUUUAAUUCAGUAAUAUCUUUCUGACGUGUAUUGUCAUCACAUGCGCCUUUUUGUAAAAUUCAAAUCUUCUAUUUGAGAGUUAAUCAGUUAAAUUAUUUUUAAUAUUUCGUCGAUUUUUUACUUUUUGAGUAUUUUAUAAACCAGAAUAAUUUUGUAUGAUAACCGAGAAUAUUUUUCUCAAGUGUUUCAUAUAUAUUUCAGUUUACUUUGAUUCUUAUUAAUAAAUUUCAUAGUCGUAAAUCAAGAAAUCAUAAACUUUUUCUUUUCUAUAUGCCGUGUUUAAUUAAUUUUCUACUGCAUAUAUUUAAGACUCAAUUAUAAUAAUAUAAAUCAUCUUAAAAUAACUUAUUUAAAAGUGUAUUAUCAUAAUAAAAUGGUUCUGGGCCUUGACAUUUACUCAUGACCAAAACAGAAUUAUGAGAAGUUGUUAGCGUACUAUUGUAUACGCUACCUCCCGAGAGUCUGAUCGCAUUAUCCAGAAUAUGAAUUUCGCACGUCCUACUAUAUUAAGUUAUCUUUUGUGAGAUCUGUGUGCGCUUUCAAAUCACAAAAGAAUAAAUUCAGGAUAAAAGAAUGAAUUUAAAUAUAAUUGCUAGUAUAUAAAUAAGUCGUAUGUUCAUUUAAUUUUGUUGUAGUAUAUUUAAGAGUUAAAAAAAUCUGUCUUACUGAUUUUUCUGUUGUGUUAUAAUUUUAUAUUUUAAUAAACUGUUAUAUAUUCAUAUAUUUUAUUUUGUUAUAAUAUUCUUCAAUAGUCUAACAUUUUUCUUUAAAUUUUCAUGCGAAUUGAUACACCAAAGUUUUGAAAAUUUAACAGUUUUUGUAUUGAAAAUUCAGGCAAAUGCGAUUAAACUUUUGGGCAAUAUUAUAUUUAUCAAACAUAUUGAAAGAAACGUACAAUUACUUAAUGGUUACUAAGGUGCCAAUGUGUUCAACAAAUGUGUUGCAAGGAUGAUGAGAACCUCUUUUAAGAUGAUAAAUAAACAUCAUUUCUGGAGCAAACUAUAAUAAAUCGUGUAAUUAAAAUUCUUCGUUCAAAUGAUAGUGAUAAUUGUUAAUUUUCACCGACAAAUAACAAUUGUUUUUUUUCAAUUGUACUUCCUAUUUGAAUAAUUUAUCUUUUAGAAGAAGGUUCUCUGCGGCUUACACAGUCAAACAAGUACUGAAUUUGCACUGCCUCUUGAUAAUUCUGACGUGAAUUUUUAGGAUUGUAAACAUUUAAAUGAUUUUUAAGAAUACCAUUAAUUGUUUCUUUUGAUAAAGUUCAACAUAACUUCCUCGCAUUUCAAUGUCUUUCUAGAUUCUAAAGCACAGGGUAGUAUAUAAAAAUUUUCUAUUUAAGUGAUGUUUAAAUAUAUAUCGAAUUCGAGCAUAAAUCUAAACAAGUAGAAAAGUAGUGCAUAUAUACAAAUUCAUAAAUGUAUAGUUAAUAGUAUACAAAUCUUAUGAUUCUGAAAUUUCUGAAGUUUCAGGUAUAUCACCAAUCGUGUAUUUAUUUUAAUCUCUGUAUAUUUACUUAUUUAUUUCUAUUCAAAAAAUAAUCUGUUUGUAUAACAGAAAAGAGACACUACUUUUCUUUUAAGAAUGUUAUUUAUUUUUUUAUUAAUUUAUGAAUAUAGCGUUGACGUAUAUUUAAAAGAAAAAAGAAAGCGAAUAAAUAGAUUUCUAAUGGUAGAAGGACCUCAGAUCAAUAUAAUUGACGAAAAGAAUCACUUGUUGCACAGAUGCACAUUUUUCAAAUUCUAUGAAGUAUAUAGAGAGUGACUAUCGUAUAUACGUAUUAUACUAUAAGUAUAUCCAAUAGGUAAACGUAGACAUAAACAUAUUUAAAAUAUUUAUUACAUAUUUUGUAGUUGUAAGACAAAUAGUCAUUCUUCAUUCAAAACUUACAUUGAAAAAGUAUUCCCAUAUACGUUAGUACUCAAAAGUAUUUAAUCAUUUGCUGUACAUUCGUCAGAAACGAAAGAUGGUCAAAUAUAAAAUUGAUGAGGUUUCUUUUAAUUAAAGCACUUCUUAUUACAUGUGCAAUCUGAGAAUUUGAUUUCGUAAAUAAUUCGAAAAGUUUGUUUAUUUUACACAGUGAAUAUUUUAUACUUUUGAGCACCAAAGUGUAUUGUGAUUGCUACUAUAUAAUUCCGUUCAUCCGGUUACAGAUUCCUACUUAAGGCCUAAACACCAUUUAUGUACAAAGCCUCUCAACAAUCUCUGUUACCAAAAACAACAAAUUCCUCAUAGAUAGUUUCCAUAUUCAUUAUAAAAUAUUUUAUACAUUUUAAAUUAUAAAAAUAACGAAUUAAGGUGUAGCAAUUUAACAUGUAAUUGAUAUUUUACUGAUUGUGAGUAUCGAACAUGCAUUGAAAGAAUAUUUUACAAUUCGAUGUGUCACUGCCUGUGUAUUUACAGAAGAUAAUCAUUUUAAGCAAUGGAAACGAUAUUUGUAUGUUGGGAAUGCGUUAAAUAUUGGUCAAAUCAGUUACCAACGAAUAUAGUAACAACGCGAAUUAAGGUUCAUUUUUACAUAAAAAGAAACAAAUUAAAUGGAAUGUUUAUUAUUGUCGAUUCUUAGCGAAAUUGAUUCCUUUGCGGAAGAAUGGAACAUAAAGUAAUUUUAUAUAGAAAUGGACUUAUUGAGAGGUUUUCUAUUACAAAUAGUACCGAUUUUGUAAUUACGUUUAAGCAGAGCUUUCAAGCUUUCGAUUUUUAACCGUCUAUUUGCUGUUCAUUACCCUUAAAGAGAGAUAUUCAUAAAACCUACUGUACUCACUGGAAGAGAGAAAUUUAUUCAUCUUGCAUCAAAUGCUGUUCGUUUACUUGUAUAUUAAAGGAAGGAUAAAGAGAGAAAAUUUAGUUACUUACUGCUUUAGUUGAAAGUGGUUUUUCCUGUUUUUUCAAAAUAUGGCUUUCCUAAAACAUUGAUAAACAAUAGACAAAACCUUUAUAUACAGGCAUACUGCAAGAUGCACUCCAUUUAGGAUCAGAUAAAUUAAUGAACGAUUUAUUACCUGAAAAAUCAAAUUUACAUCGUCAUUUCCGCGAGGUCUGUCUGCAAGGCAAAUGAACAAUAUGCGUACAGUAGGAUCUUGAUUAAUCAGGUCGCCAUUUUCCGCGGUUUUGGUGUCUCAAGUUCCCAAAUUACACGUUCAAAUAUAUACGAUUAAAUUUUCCAAAGAGUUCCCAUCUUUCGUGAGUUGUCCAAUUAAAUCGGCUAAUCAAGGUUCUCCUGUAUUUGCGUUAGUAUCACACAUUUUUAAUGCUAGUCGCACUAUUGUGUUUUCUAACUACUUAUGUAUAGUGCUUAUACAUUAAUUGUAAGCGAGAAAUACAAUGGGUAUACGUUCACUUACGUAUUAUUUAAAAGAAUCUUAUUAUAGCUUCCUGAAUAACAUACACAAUAUCUUUCAAUGAUUCACGUUGUUACUUAGAGUCAUGUCCGUAGCAGCUUCCAAACUUUAUCACACGCCAUCCUAAUUUUCGAAUCAUUGAAGGGCAUUGCGCAAUUGCAAUAAAACUGGAGCUUUCUUCAAUUACAAGUGAAAUCUUUCCACCCUGCGAUCAAAAACACACCAUGCGUUGAACGCCGAUUUUUAAGCUCCCUAUUGUAUUCGCCUAUCGUAAACGUGUCAACGCUUUACCGUGACGCGUUUAUACGUUUGGGUUAUAUCGAAAGUAACACAGAACCGUUGAAUUUGAAUAAAUCUUGUAGAAUUCUAUUGGGUGUAUUGCGAAACUUCCGGUCGCAGUCGCGACCACCGAUUAGGGUUGUAAUAGUCUACAGGGGAAACGGAAACGAAGUGUGUUGUAUUUAAUUGUAAGUUACUUCAACGCGGAAGAGAAACUGUGAUAGUGUCUGGGUUUUCCUGCGCGAAGUAAAGUUGAUACACGGAGGAUCUUAAUGUUAAAUAAACGAACACCGUCGACCCUUGUUCAUUUUCUUAUGAAACACGGAUCAUUAGGGAACUAUGUGUAAAGCAAAAUGGCAAAUAUACGUGAGUUCUAAGCAAUGCAUUCAAUCGGAUGCGUACGUGUGUAUUUAUUUCACCGGAUAUAAUCAACCGGAAGCGUUAUCCCGAUCGUAGUGUCUAAUGAUGAAUAGCGGUUGCUCUUCUUCUGUCCAUUGUGUACAUAGGCAAGCGACGGUUGGAGACAUUUAUAAUUUAAUGGAUUGAAACGCACAGAGAUUAUACGCAGUAUUCUCUCAGUUAAUUGCAGCUUUGCAUAAUUAAUACAAUCAUACAAAGAUACAGGCGGCACUUAGCUGUCGCUUUACGUAACAAAGGCUUCCUGCUGUGGCGGAGUUAGUGGUCUUAUACGGUACAAAAAUUGACAAAGCGGAAUUAGUGACGGAAUAUUGUGUUUAAUCGUACAAUUCGAAUUCAAUAUUUUAAUUGAAUUAAGACACGUAUCGAAUUCGAAACGUAUGGUUUGGACGUUUCGAAGAAGGGGGAAGCAAAUCGGUUUCAUUACAAUGAUAGCGGACAGUAUGAUACGUUUUAUUAAUAUAGUAGCUCUUUUUGAAGUAAAUAUUUUUCAAUCGUGAAAAACAUGUUUUUCAUUCUGAAUUUUGAGAUACGAACGAGUGCCGAUAAAAGGAAUGCUUGAAAUCAGCGGACUCCUGUUUGCCAUGGCUCAAAAUAUUUGUAUUUAUACUUGGGGGCCAAUUUUGCAAAAUUUCUGACAACAGUUCGUUGCACUA